ACGCUUGCUGAAAUUGGGGAGGAGCCCAAAGGGAUUGUGGGUAAAGGGCUUUUUCCUUUCCAUCUGGCGGCAGCCAUCAGGUAAGCCAAAAUGGGCGCUUACAAAUAUAUCCAGGAACUAUGGAGGAAGAAGCAGUCCGAUGUGAUGCGCUUUCUUCUCAGGGUGCGCUGCUGGCAGUAUCGCCAGCUGUCAGCCCUCCACAGGGCACCCCGCCCCACUCGGCCCGAUAAAGCGCGAAGACUGGGAUACAAAGCCAAGCAAGGUUAUGUCAUAUAUCGGAUUCGUGUGCGCCGUGGUGGCCGCAAACGCCCAGUUCCAAAGGGUGCAACCUAUGGCAAGCCUGUCCACCAUGGUGUAAAUCAGCUGAAGUUUGCGAGAAGCCUUCAGUCUGUUGCUGAAGAGCGAGCUGGGCGCCACUGUGGAGCUCUAAGAGUCCUGAAUUCUUACUGGGUUGGUGAAGAUUCUACAUACAAAUUUUUUGAGGUUAUCCUCAUUGAUCCAUUCCAUAAAGCUAUCAGAAGAAAUCCUGACACCCAGUGGAUCACUAAACCGGUCCACAAGCACAGGGAGAUGCGGGGGCUGACAUCUGCAGGCCGCAAGAGCCGUGGUCUUGGAAAGGGCCACAAGUUCCAUCAUACUAUUGGUGGUUCUCGCCGUGCAGCUUGGAGAAGGCGCAAUACUCUCCAGCUCCACCGCUACCGCUAAUAAGUAAUGCUUGUGAAAUUCUUACCUAAUAAACAAUUUAGGACAGUUAUGUCUGCUUUAAAGUGUUCUUUAAUUUGUUAAAAUUAAUGUCUGCAGAUUGUUUCAUGAAUGCAUUGUCAAAUUAUGAGAGUUAAAGUGCAAUAAUGUUCGAAGGCUAUAAGUGAUAGUGUGUCUUGUUUCUAAUAAGAUAAAUGCUUUGCCUUUGCUUUAUCUUAUUAGGGAAUUAUAUGUCAGUGUUUAAAAUGCUGUUUGGUAUCAUAGGUGUAAAAUUUAAAAAGUGCAGACUAGCCCUAUAGCUUUCUUGGUGCAUGUGAUAAAACCUAUAACUUCAUUGGGGUAAUUCAGUGAUCUGCUGGUUUUCUCAAGUGGCUGUUUUUAGGAGAUGUUAAGGACAAAUUUAAGUUAGAUUUUGCUUGAAAUGUGAAUGUUAUCCUAAUGCUUUUUUGUGAUUAUGUGCAGGAAAAAAGUUAAGGGCCCACAUUUUUUAGUACAAUAUUCCAUUUAUAUACCUUGCACAUGUCUAGGAGAAUUGAAUAAACCUGCUGCAAGACCUGUUCUCAUAAGUGAAAUAAUCUGGUUAACCUAAACAAGUGUCUCCACAAUGCCAUUCAAGAUUCCUAAUGGAAUCCCAUAACUCCGUCGGGUAUGUAGGAUCCUGAAUUAAUAAUAUACACAAUGGUCAAUAAUAUUAAACUGCUGGGAAUUGACAUUUGGGAUUAUAAAUUAGUAAUGCUAUUGGUUGGGAAAUAGUGACCAUCACAUACUUUUCAAGUGCGAAGUUAAAAAACUCCACUUUGAUCAAAGUUAAGUGCUUAUCUGUCACACCACUAGGAAUCUGAAUCACUGUUGAGUCAGUCUUAAAAAUCAUCUUUGGUCAACUCACAUUGUCUACUCCCAUAAGGCUGCUAAGACCUAAGUCACAUUUUAGCUGUCAUCUACUGUUUCAGAUCUGUGUUUAUAGUUACUUUUCUCACCCCUGGUCAACAGCAAAAGUCCUUACCAUUCCACUAAUUUGAUAGGUCAGUUGCUUACCUUAACAUUGCACACCAUCAUUUUUGAAUUUGUUUCAUGUCUUCCAGCAGACUAGGCUGUUUCCAGGGUGAAUUUAAAGAGCAAUUACUCUAAUCCUUACUAAUUCUGAUUUUGCUGUUAAAUAAUUACUUUCAAAAUCUAACUGCAGCUUUUCUUUAGGUGUCUUAAAGUCAGGUUUUUAAAAAAAAAACGUAGGCUCAAAACUAAGUUCCACUCAAGUCUUAAACCAUAAUAUAUCUUAUUUCCAUUGUGUGUAGAGGUUGUUCAACUCAAGGAAUAAAUGUUUAUUAAACUAAAACAAA
Messenger RNA from Condylura cristata (star-nosed mole), 2039 nucleotides. RefSeq names its product ribosomal protein L15 (gene RPL15). Gene Ontology annotation, cellular component: cytosolic large ribosomal subunit; ribosome. The record is from RefSeq and is a predicted model, not a curated record. Gene Ontology annotation, molecular function: structural constituent of ribosome; RNA binding. Gene Ontology annotation, biological process: cytoplasmic translation. Bases 91 to 705 code for a protein of 204 amino acids. Lineage: Eukaryota; Metazoa; Chordata; Mammalia; Eulipotyphla; Talpidae. The transcript is spliced from 4 exons.